AUGUCGACAAUUGAUUCCCGCGAAUGGUGUAAAUUUUUUCCACUGGAUAUUACUACGGAAUCAGAUUCAACAUUAUUUCUUCAUCGCCUGUUUACUGUUACUCUAUCAGCACUAACAGCUAGACGACACAUUUUUUCGAAUGAUCAUUUUUCAUCAAAAAAACUAGGCUCACUAUUUGUUCCAUUAUUUACUCGACCAUCAACCAUGAUUGAACAACAGCGAUUUAAUUCAACAGUUUUCUCAUGGAUUCAAGGUGUGCAUCAAGCUUUGUCCAAAGGUUAUCUAAAAUUGGCUACGUUUUUUGUUAUUUCAAAAUUAGAUGAUUCAAUACUUGAAAUGUAUGAAUAUUAUUUUGCUUAUAAUAGUACUGGAAUCGAUAAUCAUAAUGAAAGUUUUUCAAGUACAACAUCAGUUGAUGAUAUACAACAACAAGUACUAAAAGCAUUAGAACAAAUCAAUCAAUUUGUCGAUGAACGUCUUCAAUCUAUUGAUAAUCGAUCGAAUUAUCGCUUCUGUGUUAAAAUUCAAUACAAUUCAUCAAUAACACCUGAUGAUUAUCAACCACCAGGCUUUGUUGAUUCAAAUGAAAUAGUUUCAGCAAUUAAUUGGAACAAAAUUUCAACAACUAAAAUAACUAGUUCAAGAAAAAUUUUAGCACAAAUUAAAACGGCACACCAUAAAAUGUUAUUAGUCUUUCGAACACCAUCUAUGAAUUUAUCUAUGAAAACAUAUUUGUAA
Messenger RNA from Rotaria socialis, 738 nucleotides. The record is from the annotation of a GenBank genome assembly. NCBI's taxonomy places the organism in Eukaryota, Metazoa, Rotifera, Eurotatoria, Philodinida, Philodinidae.